CUAAACCAUCUUGGUGAGAGUCUUCUUUGGACCCACGCACGCGAUUUGUACAUUCCCAAGGCCGAUGAACCGAUAGUUUCUAGUUCCUACCAUUAUUGCUCAUUGUUUUUGAACGCUAUUCUAAUAUCUACCCGUCAAAAAAAGACGCUUUUCUCUUUUGUGUCCCUUCCUCUCUUCCUCUGCAAGAAGAUCUCAACUGCAUCAGAUAUCAACUAUGGAAGCAGCUAUCACAAGCUUGCUGCAAACUUCUGUAGAUUGGGUGACAAGGGCUUUUGAAGUUCCGUUUGCUCGUGCUCAUGUCUUUGGGGUGCAAAUUGGGGGUCAUCUGUUUGUCGAAGGUCUUCUCUUUGUGGUCAUUGUCUAUUUGCUUACUCAGAAAAGUUAUGCGCCCCCAAAGAGACCGUUGACAAAGAAGGAAAUCGAUGAGCUAUGUGAGGAAUGGACUCCUGAACCCCUUAUUCCAGCUAUUACAAAAGAAAUGCAGCGUGAACCUCCGAAAUUAGAAAGUGCUGCAGGCCCACACACAAUAAUCAAUGGCAAGGAAGUUGUGAAUUUUGCAUCUGCUAAUUAUCUAGGAUUAAUUGGACAUGAAAAAUUACUUGAUUCUUGUACGUCUGCAUUAGAGAAAUAUGGAGUUGGUUCUUGUGGUCCUCGUGGUUUCUAUGGAACUAUAGAUGUGCACCUGGACUGUGAGUCUAGAAUUGCAAAGUUUUUGGGAACUCCAGACUCAAUACUUUACUCUUACGGCCUUUCCACUAUGUUUAGCACAAUUCCAGCAUUUUGCAAGAAAGGCGAUAUUAUUGUUGUGGACGAAGGUGUUCAUUGGGGCAUUCAAAACGGACUCCAUUUGUCAAGAAGUAAAAUUAUGUAUUUUAAACACAAUGAUAUGAAAUCCCUAGAAAGCAUAUUGGAGAAGAUAACUAUUGCCAACAAACGGGCAAAACAGAUACGGCGUUACAUUGUAAUUGAAGGAGUUUAUCAGAAUUCUGGUCAAAUUGCUCCAUUAGAUGAGAUUAUUAAUCUAAAAGAAAAAUAUCGGUUCCGCCUUUUGAUGGACGAGAGCAACUCAUUUGGUGCUCUUGGUGGUUCUGGAAGAGGUCUUACGGAAUAUUAUGGAAUUCCUGCUGAGAAGAUUGAUAUCAUAACAGCUGCAAUGGGUCAUGCACUAGCUGCAGAAGGAGGAUUCUGUACUGGAAAUUCAAGAGUCAUUGAGCACCAGCGGCUAAGCAGCUCUGGUUAUGUCUUUUCUGCUUCUUUACCUCCAUACCUAGCUAGUGCUGCAAUCUCUGCUAUUGACAUUCUUGAAGAAAAUCCUAAUUUGAUUAAGAAGUUGAAGGAAAAUGUAGCAAUAUUAUGGGCUGGUUUGUCGGAUCUCCAAGGCUUUGAAAUUACAAGCAACCCUCAUUCUCCUAUAGUUUUCCUUAAACUGGUAAAUUCCACAGGCUCUUUAAAGAAUGACAUGCAGUUGCUUGAAGACAUCAUUUAUCAGCUUUUAGAGGAGCAUAAUGUCUUUGUUGUAAGUUCGAAGCGUUCAACACUUGAUAAAUGUCCUCUACCUCUCGGAAUAAGAUUGUUUGUAUCGGCCGGACAUUCUGAAUCUGACCUGAAGAAAAUCUGUGAUGCAUUGAAAGUUGUUGUGCCAUUCUGAAAGUUGACAUCUGAAAAUUGAUUUCAAUUUGAUGUUUGCUUAUGGAUUCCAAAUAGCCUAGCCAGUGGUCAGCGACGGCUAGAUGGGUACUCAAGACACAUUUGAAAGGCAAUCUCGCGAAAGGCUCUUAUUUUUUCAAGUUAACCGAAAAAGUACAUACUUGCAUAGUUGCAUUUAACAAGAUACACCCAUAUUGGGAAUGGAACAGGUGUAUGUCGUAUCUUGAAAGUUUGAAAAAAUGACAUUUUGUGAAUCCGGAAUGUACCAAUGCUACAGCACUCUAUUUAGGGAAAUUGGUUUUAGACUCUUGUUAUAAGUUUUCCAUUGAUCUAUUCUGCUUGUAGUUGUACCCAUAAAUGUCUACAGCGAUUAGCCAGAGUUGGGCGAAUUUGUUCAAAUUUUUGAGUUAUGUGAAUAUUAACCCUUUUAGCUAAUAUGAUUGUAUCUAUCGAGAUUUUCAUUUGAC
Messenger RNA from Amaranthus tricolor (Joseph's coat), 2114 nucleotides. RefSeq names its product long chain base biosynthesis protein 1-like. The transcript is spliced from 13 exons. NCBI's taxonomy places the organism in Eukaryota, Viridiplantae, Streptophyta, Magnoliopsida, Caryophyllales, Amaranthaceae. Gene Ontology annotation, molecular function: serine C-palmitoyltransferase activity; pyridoxal phosphate binding. Gene Ontology annotation, cellular component: endoplasmic reticulum. Gene Ontology annotation, biological process: ceramide biosynthetic process; sphingosine biosynthetic process. Bases 215 to 1648 code for a protein of 477 amino acids. The record is from RefSeq and is a predicted model, not a curated record.